AUGUCCUUGAGUGACGAGAGAGAAGAGAACAUCUUGCAGUUGUGGUCAUGGUUUGUGGGUGGAGAGUUGAAUAUCUGUUACAAUGCUGUAGAUCGUCAUGUUGAGAAUGGACGAGGAGACCAAAUUGCCGUUAUUUAUGACAGCCCUGUGACAAAUACCAAAGAGAAAAUAACAUAUAAGGAACUUCUUGAACAGGUCUCCAAGUUAGCUGAUGUCAUGGUCAGACAUGGUGUGAAGAAAGGAGAUCGUGUGGUCAUCUACAUGCCCAUGAUUCCACAGACUGUGUACUGUAUGCUGGCUUGUGCAAGAAUAGGAGCCAUCCAUAGCCUGAUUUUUGGUGGAUUUGCAUCUAAAGAACUUUCUGUUCGCAUUGAUCAUGCAAAGCCGAAACUUAUUGUAACAGCAAGUUUUGGAAUAGAACCGAAAAGGAAAGUGGAAUACAUAUCCCUCCUAGAAGGAGCAUUGGCAAGGGUACAGAGCCAACCUGAUAAAGUUCUCAUUUACAAGCGACCUAAUCUGGGCCAUGUUCCUCUUGCCCCAGGUCGUGAUCUUGACUGGGAAGAAGAGCUUGCAAAAGCACAGUGUUAUAGAUGCGUCUCCGUUCCCUCAGACCAUCCCCUUUAUAUUCUGUAUACAUCUGGAACAACAGGCUUGCCCAAGGGUGUUGUCAGACCAACAGGUGGCUAUGCAGUUAUGCUGAACUGGACAAUGUCAGCUGUAUAUGGACUCAAACCUGGUGAGGUGUGGUGGGCAGCUUCUGAUUUAGGCUGGGUUGUUGGUCAUUCCUACAUUUGCUAUGGGCCUCUUCUUCAUGGGAAUACUACGGUUUUGUAUGAGGGAAAGCCUGUGGGAACGCCAGAUGCUGGUGCCUAUUUCCGUGUGCUAGCAGAGCAUGAAGUAGCUGCCUUCUUUACUUCACCAACUGCAAUUAGAGCAAUCCGUCAGCAGGACCCUGAGGCAGCCUUGGGAAAGCAGUACUCUCUGAAAAGGUUCAGAACGUUAUUUGUAGCUGGUGAGCACUGUGAUGUGGACACACUAGAAUGGUCAAAAAAGGUCUUCAAGGUACCUGUCUUGGACCACUGGUGGCAAACUGAAUCUGGUUCAGCAAUUACUGCUUCCUGUAUUGGUUUGGGGAACUCUACAACACCUCCACCCGGACAGGCAGGAAAACCAGUGCCAGGAUACAACGUGAUGAUUCUGGAUGAAAAUAAGGAACCAGUGAAGGCGAAGACUUUAGGAAAUAUUGUGGUAAAGUUGCCUUUGCCUCCUGGAGCGUUCUCAGGCCUUUGGAAAAAUCAGGAAACAUUCCAGAAGUUAUAUUUCCAAAAAUUUCCAGGAUAUUAUGAUACUAUGGAUGCAGGUUACAUGGAUGAAGAUGGCUAUUUAUAUGUCCUGUCUCGAGCUGAUGAUGUGAUCAAUGUUGCUGGACACAGAAUUUCAGCAGGCGCAAUUGAAGAGUGUGUUCUGUUCCAUCACGCUGUGGCAGACUGUGCUGUUGUGGGCCAGGAGGAUCCUUUGAAAGGACACGUUCCAUUUGCGCUGUGCGUACUGAGAGAAGGAAUAAAGACAGAAGAAGAGAAGAUUUUGGAAGAGAUUGUUGAGCGAGUUAGAACUAACAUUGGUCCAGUAGCGGCUUUCCAGAAGGGGGUGUUUGUGAAACAGCUACCAAAAACACGCUCUGGCAAGAUACCACGUUCAGCUCUUUCUGCACUUGUCAGUGGAAAGCCAUAUAAGAUAACACCGACCAUUGAAGAUGCUAGCGUGUUUAAACACAUUGAGGAAGUGCUAAAGAAAAAGUAAAUGAGAUAAUAUGUUGAUAACAAACAUGUCAAUUACUGAAGUAUACAAAGACACUUUCUGUUAGGAAACAC
Molecule: messenger RNA, 1871 nt
Organism: Charadrius vociferus (killdeer)
Lineage: Eukaryota; Metazoa; Chordata; Aves; Charadriiformes; Charadriidae
Gene: ACSS3
Product: acyl-CoA synthetase short-chain family member 3
Exons: 16
Coding region: 1-1800 (599 amino acids)
Source: RefSeq, a predicted model, not a curated record